CUGGUGGUGAAACGGGGGAAUUAUCAUCAACUGAGGCCAGAGUAGGGUGUCUCCCGCAGACAGUGUACAGGGAACAAAUACUCUGGCUUCCUAUUAACUGUAAACACGAAAAGGCAAAGAAGAGAAGAACUACAAACUCAGUGGAUUCAGAAUAAACACGAUCGACGCUUAUUUUGGUGGUGGAGGGUAUUCUGAAGAGGGACAGGAUGUCUAUAUUCGGAAAGUUGUUCGGGAGUGGGGGUAAAGGUGGGAAAUCUCCCAGUACGCAGGAGGCGAUCCAACGACUUCGGGAAACGGAGGAGAUGUUGGCUAAAAAACAGGAGUUUUUGGAGAAAAAGAUUGACCAAGAACUCCUCAUCGCGAAAAAGAACGGCACAAAAAACAAACGAGCUGCCCUGCUGGCCCUCAAGCGCAAGAAGCGCUACGAGAAGCAGCUGUUCCAGAUCGACGGCACGCUGUCCACCAUCGAGUUCCAGCGGGACGCGCUGGAGAACGCCAACACCAACACCGAAGUGCUGAAGAACAUGGGCUUCGCCUCCGAGGCCUUGAAGCACGCCCAUGACCACAUGGACAUUGACAAGGUGGACGAUUUAAUGCAGGACAUCACAGAGCAGCAGGAGCUCGCGCAGGAGAUUUCGGACGCCAUCUCCAAGCCCGUGGGCUUCGGGGAGGAAUUUGAUGAGGAUGAGCUAUUGGCUGAGCUGGAAGAGCUGGAGCAAGAGGAGUUGGACAAGAACCUUCUGGAAAUCCGGGGCACCGAGGAUGUGCCCCUGCCCAGUGUGCCCUCCUCGUCGCUGCCCUCCAGGCCAGCAAAGAAGAAGGAAGAGGAGGAUGAAGAUGACAUGAAAGACCUGGAGCGAUGGGCCAUGGAGGCCAUGUAGGCCGGGGACUCGAACCCCGAACCUUCGGACCUCAGACUUCGCACCUCGAACGCUGUUCCCCUGUGUUGGAAGGAAAGAGAGGACUUUCUCAUUCUCUGAUGUGGUUGUUCUUUGUGUUUGGGGGGGGGGAAAAAUGUUUUUUUUUUUUUUUAAAUCAACAAAACAAAUGCAACAAAAAAAGAGACGAAUGCCGCAGCUAGCUGUAGCUCCAGCGAACGAGGAGAGCAGCGGCAAACCCUAAACAAAGUCUCACCUCUGAAACGGUUACUCUAAAAAAAAAAAAGUUUUAAAAAAUCGGUGUGUUUUUGUAUGUCCUUGACACAUCCAUGGCCUUGCAUCCAAACCUAAAGCUUUGAUCAUUAUGUGAACUCCACAUCAUAGGAAGCUGUUGCUAUUUCCGCACGUGUGCCUCCUGUUAGGAUGAGUGUACACCAAGCCUGUGGCUCCAGACUAGAGAGACUGACUCUUUCUGCAGGAGAAGUCAGACCGUAUCCCUACCUGCAAUAAUGCCAAUGGGUCCGCUCACCAGCUUUGUACAGAAACACCAGAGCUGUGGAGGUCCUUUCACUAUUUAACAGUUGAAUGUAGACUGAUGUAUUUACCAUUGAUUUUAUGCAAGUACUUGCAUCUAAGAUUCGAAGAAUUUGCUCUUCGAUUAACAUUUAUUCUGUGUUACGUUUUUUUUUAAAAACACAAUCAGGUCUCUGUGUCUCACAAAUCUUCCAGUUGCCCGUUUUCCUCAUUCGUCAUCCAUCCUAAUGCGUUUAGAUUUCCCCUGACUAAGCAUAAAGACUGUAGAGUGAACGUGUAACUGCAGCACUGCUGUACGAUUUAAUGCUGUUAGCGUUUACUUCCUGUUGUGGGAGUCGGAAUGCCCCCCCCCCCCCCAUCCUCGUUCCAUUUUUAUCACUCCUAAAAUGUUUGCUUUGGCUUGCCUGUGUGUCUGGGAUUCCCCCGUUUGCCUUGCCUGUGUGUCUGGGGUUCCCCGUGCGUUUUCAGGAAUUGGCACGUUGAGUCGUGUCGUAUGGGCGCCGUAUCCUCCUGCUCAGUUCCAGAAACCCGUGUCCAAACACUCCUGAGUCUCACGCCUUCUAGUCAGGACCCAUGGUCUUGGUGUACACCUCCGCUGGGGAGUAAAACUUCAUUUUGCUGCCAAUUCAGAAGCUGCCGGUCUGGCCCCAGUGUGUGUAAGACGCCUGGGGUUCCCCGUCUCCUUCCAUGAGAGGCGGUCAGGCUUGUCUGUCAUGUUUUUAAGUUUGCUGUUUUCAGUGUGUGUGUUUCUGUGUUACUCCAAAAUGCUUUAUAGCUGAGGAAGGUAAACUGUAGGUCACUUGGGAUCACGGGGUUGGCGCACAUUGGUGGGUCUCUCCUCUCAUUGGGCGUGUUUAACGUCCUGUGAGAGCCAUGGCGCUGGGGUGGGGGGGGUGUGCUGAAGGGAAUUUGAAUUAAGAUUGUUUUCGUUUUCUUUGCCGAAUAACAAAUUUCUUAAAAUGCUGCUGUUCCCUAAGAUUAUAUUUGUUAUUUUAAUCUUAGACUAGUAGUCCGUUUCAUCUGACUUGUUUGUACACACGCACACAUACUUUUGUAAAACACUCACAUUAUUUUUCAGUUGUUUACACAUUCAUAAAAGUCAUUUCUUUAGCCUGUAGUUGAUAUUCAAUUCUGCCUUGUGUUAUUCAGACCAAUCUCCAUUGGCUGUCGAUGCAUCACUUGCUAGCUUUGUUUCUAUGGUGACUCUGAGCUGCAUAAUUAUCCCAUUUCCUGCAUCCUGCCUCAGGGCGGAAGCAGUUCUGUGUUUGUAAUGGCGAUUGAUGUACAGUGUGCACGCUUCCACUGAACGAAAACAGAAAAUGCCUGGACCAGCUCCUGGUCUCCCUGCCUGACAUGCGUAAUUAUUCAUCUGCAUGUUACACUAAUUUGGAAACAAAGCUUUUUAAAAAAAUUUUAUUUUCAGAUUUUAUCAAUGAGAAGACGGGAGAAACCAGGCCAGCAAGGUUUUUAUCCAGCCUCAUGCUCAGACUGGUACAGACGGGACAUCCUGUAAAAUUGUGCAGAUAAAACUUCAUUUACACAGACGUGCUGUGCAUUUUCUACAUAGGACUAGAAGUGUGCGUUGUAAUUUUUUGCAAGAUGUAACCCACACAGUGGCAUGUAUGCAUUUGUAUGUUUUAACUAUCCAGAUGAAACUAUUAUUUGAAUGAGCAUUAAACUUGUUCAUAAUU
Anguilla rostrata (American eel) is the source of this 3103-nucleotide messenger RNA. RefSeq names its product charged multivesicular body protein 4b-like. Gene Ontology annotation, biological process: vesicle budding from membrane; late endosome to vacuole transport via multivesicular body sorting pathway. Lineage: Eukaryota; Metazoa; Chordata; Actinopteri; Anguilliformes; Anguillidae. Bases 207 to 881 code for a protein of 224 amino acids. The record is from RefSeq and is a predicted model, not a curated record. The transcript has 5 exons. Gene Ontology annotation, cellular component: cytoplasmic side of plasma membrane; multivesicular body; ESCRT III complex.